Saimiri boliviensis boliviensis (Bolivian squirrel monkey) is the source of this 1434-nucleotide messenger RNA. RefSeq names its product C2 calcium dependent domain containing 4A (gene C2CD4A). NCBI's taxonomy places the organism in Eukaryota, Metazoa, Chordata, Mammalia, Primates, Cebidae. The record is from RefSeq and is a predicted model, not a curated record.
UUUGAGCACUUGUGCUGAAUCCUACCGCGCGCGCUUUGAAUUUCCCAGCAGCUAAGCACGUCUCCUCUCCUGGUCGGUGUACCAGGCAGAAAGGUGCAGAGACCCAGCUGACGCAGGACUCCAGGCAGACAGGCUCCAGCAGAGGGUGACCAGAUGUGGUGUCUGGAGCGACUCCGCUUGGGCCCUGAGUGCCUUCGGCGGGGCGGGGACUGGCUUCUCCCGGGUCCGGCCCGCGGAGCCAGGUCUCUCACCACCGCCGCGUGCGCAAACGUGCUCACUCCGGACCGCAUCCCCGAGUUCUGCAUCCCGCCGCGGCUCGCGCCCCGCCUGACCUUGGCUGCGCUCCGGAAUUCUUGGAGUGAAGAAGCAGGGAGAGACGAAGGCGCCAGCCACACGGACUGGGACCCGCGCUCGCAGGCCGCGCUGUCGCUCCCGCAUCUGCCGCGUGUGCGCACCGCCUACGGCUUCUGCGCGCUGCUGGAGAGCCCGCACACGCGCCGCAAGGAGUCGCUCCUGCUCGGGGGCCCGCCCGCGCCCCGGCCCCGGGCCCACACCUACGGCGGCGGCGGCGGCGGCCCGGACGCCCCCCUGGGGACACUGCGAGGCCAGCGAGCCCCGCUCCGGGCCACCCCGGCGGCCCCCGGUGGUCACCGCCCGCCCCAGGACGCUCUAGCCCCGCGGCCCCGCGGCUGCCGCCUCCUGCGCGCCCCCAACGGGCUGCUGAGCCGCGCGCUGCGGGCUGGAAGGAGUCGCCGCCGGGCCCGCGCCCGCUCCGUCUCCAGCGGGAACGAGGACGAGGAGCGCCGCGCAGGCUCCCAGUCCCCGGCCCGGGCCCCCUCCGCGAGCCCCCCGUCGGCCCGGGCAGCGCUUCCCGAGCGCCUAGAGGCCGAGGGCACCGUGGCUCUGGGCCGCGCCGGCCACGCCCUGCGCCUGGCCGCCGAGUACUGUCCGGGAACCGGGCGCCUCCGCCUCCGGCUGCUCCGCGCCGAGGGCCUGGCCGGAGGCACCCCCGUGCCCCGCGCGCUCCGCUGCCGCCUCAGCCUCGUGCUACGGCCGCCGGGCACCGCGCGCCGGCAAUGCAGCGCCGUCAUGGGGCGCAGCCGCAAGGCCGCCCUGGACCAGGACUUCUGCUUCGACGGCCUUUCGGAGGACGAGGUGCGCAGCCUGGCGGUUCGCGUAAAGGCCCGGGACGAGCGCCGCGGCCGGGAGCGGGGCCGGCUGCUGGGCCAGGGCGAGCUGCCGCUGGGCGCCCUCCUGCUGCCCUGUGGGCCCGGCCUUCCCCCUGGCGCUCCCGACACUGACAGCCGCCUUGAAUAAAAUAAACGUGUAUUUGUUGUUCUCAUCAGGCCUGUUUCAUUUCAACACUAGUAGAGAUGACUCUAGAUUAAAAGUAUCCCCGUAAAAGAUAAGAUAUUUUCCAUAGAUACCUCUAGA